GCACCAACGUUUGCUUGCACUGAGGAAGCAGCUGAGGGGCGCCGCGUACCUUGCCGGAGGAGGUCCCAGUAGACCCGAGACAGGUUCUCUUUCGGCAGUCGACCGAGACCUGUCACUUCCUUGUGCACCUUGCUCUACGUCGUCAUGGCGCUGAAGUUUGAUGGCAAAGUCGUGGUCGUCACAGGCGCCGGGGGAGGUCUGGGCCGAGAGUAUGCACUCCUCUUUGCUGAGAGAGGGGCAUCUGUCGUCGUCAAUGACUUGGGAGGAUCUCGGAGCGGUGAAGGGAAGUCCAGCUCUGCUGCUGACAAAGUUGUUGAAGAUAUUAAAGCAAAAGGAGGCCGAGCCGUAGCCGACUACAAUUCUGUUGAAGAGGGUGACAAAAUCAUCAAGACAGCUAUAGACAGUUUUGGUCGUGUUGAUAUCCUCAUUAACAAUGCUGGCAUUUUACGUGACAAGGCAUUUGUCAACAUGACCCCUGAUGAAUUUGAUCUUAUUCACCGUGUGCACCUGAGGGGUUCCUUUCUUGUCACAAAGGCGGCAUGGCCAUACUUUAGAAAGCAAGGCUAUGGAAAGGUUAUCAUGACAGCUUCAGGAGCUGGAAUCUAUGGAAACUUUGGCCAGGCAAACUAUGGCUCUGCCAAGCUUGCCUUGCUUGGGCUGAGCAACACCCUGGCCAUUGAAGGAAAAAAGUACAACAUUGCUUGCAACACCAUUGUGCCACUUGCUGGAUCCCGCCUCACUGAAGACAUCUUCCCACCAGAGGUCUUCGAGAAGCUCAAGCCAUCUUUUGUGAGCCCAGUUGUUGUUUGGCUGUGCCAUGACAGCUGCCCUGAAACUGGUGGUGUGUUUGAAGCAGCUGGGGGCUAUGUUGGGAAAUAUCAGUGGUACAGAUCAGCUGGAAAAGCUUUCAUCGGUGAAGAUUUUAUCACACCUGAGAAAGUUCGUGACAGCUGGUCGCAGAUUACUGAUAUGUCAACCGCACAACCAAUGGCUUCCAUCCAUGACCAGACCAAGUCUCUGAUUGAAGUCCUGUCUGGUCAGGCACCGUCACGCCCUGUCGUGUCCACAGCACCACCUGUCGAUGACCCUUCGGUGUUUGUCUACAACCCUGACACAGUCAUCUUAUAUGCUCUUGCAGUCGGACUGUCAACCCAGGAUAAGGAUCACCUCAAGUUUCUUUAUGAGGGGGCCGAGGACUUCUCCGUGCUGCCAUCGUUUGGUGUGAUUCCGGCCAUGCCAGCUGUCUUUGGCUGUGUUGCUCAGCACGAAGAGACAAGGAAGCUCAACAUUGACCCCACAAAGAUGCUUCAUGGGGAGCAGUACCUUGAGCUGCUUCGCCCGAUUGCACCAUCUGGUGUCCUGAAAACUGAGGUUCGGGUUGUCGACGUCCUCGACAAAGGUUCUGGUGCUGUGGUAAUUGCGGAUGCGGACACAUUUGACGAGCAUGGUGAGCGUGUCAUCCACACCCAGUGGUCAACAUUUUUUGUUGGGAGUGGAAACUUUGGUGGCAAGAGAGCUACUGACAAAGCAAGGCCCUUGGCCAACAUUCCAAAUCGCAAACCUGAUGCCGUUGUCGAGGAGAAGACGUCCAUCAACCAAGCCGCACUGUAUCGCCUUUGUGGUGACAAGAACCCCCUGCAUAUUGACCCAAUGUUCUCAGCCGCUGGAGGUUUCCCUCAGCCGAUCAUGCAUGGGCUCUGUUCAUUCGGCUAUGCAACGCGUCACAUCCUCAAGCAGUAUGCAGACAAUGAUGUGAGGAAGUUCAAGUCUAUCAAGGCUAGGUUCACAGGGCCCGUUGUACCAGGCCAGUCAAUUCGAACAGAGAUGUGGAAAGAUGGCAACUGCAUUAUCUUCCAAUGUUCGGUACCUGAAUCAAAGAAACAGAUCAUCUCCGGGGGAUGUGUAGAGCUUCAUGAUGUUGCACAACCACCACCUGCUGUUCCUCAAGCACCUCUGGGAUCAUCACUGGAGUCUGACAUAGAGUUGAAGUCUGACCUUGUGUUUGCUGGAAUGGAGGCUCGUGUGGAGGACAUGCCUGAACUGGCCUCAAAAGUCAAGGCAAUCUACGAGUACAACAUUCUGGUCAAUGGAAAACCAGCAGCUGUCUGGACCUUGGAUCUGAAGAAUGGCAAAGGAGCUGUAUACAAGGGCCCUCCAAAAGAUGGCAAAGCCAACUGCGUCAUUACCAUUGAAGAUGAAGAUAUGUUCAACAUGGCAGUCGGGCAGCUGGACCCUCAGAGGGCUUUUAUGACUGGCAAGCUAAAAGUGAAGGGGAACCUGCUACUCAUGCAGCGGUUGAGGGAGCUGCUGAAGCCACCAAAGGAUUCAGCUCCAUCAAAGCCAGCUUCGGCAGCUGCAGCUCCUACGGCGUUGUCAUCAGUGCCUCUGAAAAGUGAUGCUAUUUUCGUGUCUCUUGAAAAGAAGAUUGCGAGCAACCCUGAUCUUGCUGCAUCCGUCCAGACCAUCUUCCAGUGGGACAUCAAGAAAGACGGGCAACUUGCCAAGCAGUAUACCCUGGAUUUGAAAAAUGGCAAGGGAGCCGUCUACCUGGGCACACCUAAGCAGGGAAAGCCUGAUUGCACGUUUAUAAUGGAGGAUGAAAUCCUGCAUAAUAUCUUCAGUGGAAAGCUGGAUGCUCAAAGGGCAUUCAUGACUGGCAAGAUGAAGAUCACCGGCAACGUGCUGGCCAGCCAAAAGCUUCAGGAGCUCUGGGAGCAAGACAAGGAGGAGAACCCAGAGGACGAGCUGGCUGCAAUUGUCCAGUCGGCCAAGGACAAUGAGGCAGCUGCAGCUGCAGCAGCUAGUGCUGACGGGGAGAGGCCACCACCUCCAAAUGAGCCCCCAAAUACAAUCAAGUCCGACUUCAUCUUUGGCAUCUUCAUUGAGUACCAGAAGCAGGAACCGCAGAUAGCAAGCAUUGUCAAAACUAUCUUCCACUGGAUCAUCCUCAAGGAUGGCAAGAAGGCCACUGAGUGGACUGUGGAUUUAAAGACCGGCAAGGGAGAUUUGUACAAGGGGCCUCCAAAAGGCAUCAAGGCUGAUGUCGCCAUCACCAUAGAUGAUGAGGAUGUGAUUCAGCUCAUGCUUGGAAAGUUGAAUCCACAGAAGGCAUUUAUGACUGGUCGUUUGAAGAUCCGGGGCAACAUCAUGUUGACACAGCGCUUCAACCUGUUGUGGCAAGAAAUUCUGAAAAGUGGAAGAGUGGUUGAAUUGAAGUUGAUGAGCCCCCUCCUCUCGGAUGGCACGCCCCUGAGCAAGGAGCUCUGGAGUGACUGUGCCUUCUUUGUGCUCACUAAGAAGUUGGCUCACCUGCCAGAUCUGGCACCUAAGGUGCAAGCCAUUUAUGAGUGGCGGAUUCUCAAGGAUGGCAAAGAAGCGAGCAAGUGGACACUGGACUUGAAGAAUGGCAUUGGUGCUGUGUAUCGUGGAAGCCCCAAGGACAAGCCUGCAGAUUGCGUUGUAAUCAUGGAUGAUGAUAUCUUCGCAAACCUUGUGGCAGGAAGGGUGAUGCCCCAAGUGGCAUUUUCAAAAUAUGUGAAGGUGGAAGGAAAGCAGGAGCUUGCUGACAAGCUUCACCCACUCUUCCUUUCUGCAUCAAAGCUCUGAACACAACCCAUCAUAAUUAUUUUAGCUUAACACUUGUUAUUCUUAGGGGCUGAUGGGCAAUAUGCAAUGGCGUGGCACUGAUGUUCUUAUUUUUAUAAUGACUUUAUUAAAACAUGUCGAAUAUACUUAUGUGCACAGUAUUAAUUGUUGCCAUGAACAUAUAGCUUCAUUAAGGUUUUCAUAUGUACGAAUAAAACUAUUUUUCAUUAAAGCA
This is a messenger RNA of Dermacentor andersoni, 3820 nucleotides long. RefSeq names its product peroxisomal Multifunctional enzyme type 2 (gene Mfe2). Gene Ontology annotation, molecular function: oxidoreductase activity. The record is from RefSeq and is a predicted model, not a curated record. Lineage: Eukaryota; Metazoa; Arthropoda; Arachnida; Ixodida; Ixodidae.